AUGGCGGCAGCCGGCAGGGCUCUUUCGAUGCUUUCGGUGGUGGAGGAUGUGCUUCAGCAGCACGGUGGCAGUGAUCGAAUCGGCGAUCUUGAUUUGGUUGAGUACAGAAAAGUUGAGCAAGCCGCAUCGAGAAGAAAUGAGGCGGCUGGGUGGCUGCGGAAGAUGAUUGGUGUCGUCGGGGCUAAAGAUUUGCCGGCAGAGCCUUCUGAGGAAGAGUUCAGGCUUGGAUUGAGAAGUGGGAUUAUACUCUGCAAUGUUAUCAACAAGGUUCAACCUGGAGCUGUGCCCAAGGUGGUGGAAAGUUCAGCUUCGAUCCCUGAUGGAGCAUAUACGGCGUUCCAAUACUUUGAGAAUCUGAGGAACUUUUGCGUUGCUAUUGAGGAGAUGGGGCUGCCUACAUUUGAGGCAUCUGAUCUUGAACAAGGAGGAAAAUCUGCAAGGGUUGUAACUACAGUUCUGGCGCUCAAAUCCUACAGUGAGUGGAAAAACAGUGGAGGAAAUGGGACAUGGAAAUUUGGUGCAAAUGUAAAACCGACCACAUCAGUCAAGUCUUUUGUGAGAAAAAAUUCGGAGCCAUUUAUGAAUUCUUCAUCAAGGACCUCAUCACUGAAUGAAAAAUCUUUGAACUCUUUCACCUCUGAUCUUGAUUCUAAUAAAAUGACUAGUUCACGCUCCUUGAGUAUGCUAAUCCGCACAGUUCUGUUAGAUAAGAAGCCUGAAGAUGUUCCAAUGUUGGUAGAGUCUGUCCUAAACAAGGUUGUGGAGCAAUUUGAGAAAAGCAUUUCCAGCCAAUAUGAAUCGACAAAUACAAGUCCAAAAGAUGCAGCUGUUUCUCAUGGCAACCAACCUCCAAUGAAAUUCGCUUAUGGCGAUAAAAGGAUAGCAGACAAUCGCAAAGUAGUAAAGAAUGAGGUAUCCUUCAAUAAAAGUUACAUAUCCGAUGAGGAGCUGAAAAGUCGGCUGCUUAAACAGCAAAUGAUCUUUGAUCAACAACAAAGAGAUGUUCAGGAACUAAAGCAAACCCUUCACAUUACAAAAUCUGGUAUUCAGUUUAUGAAAAUGAAGUUUCAUGAGGAGUUCCAGAAUAUUGGUUUGCACAUUCAUGGCCUAGCUCAUGCUGCAAGUGGAUAUCACAAAGUUCUUGAAGAAAACCGAAAGCUCUACAAUCAAGUUCAAGACCUCAAAGGAAGUAUCAGGGUUUAUUGUCGAGUGAGACCCUUUUUAUCUGGACAGUCAAAUAGUUCGAGCUGUGUGGAUCAUAUGGAAGAUGGAAAUAUCACUGUUAACACCCCCUCAAGGCAUGGGAAAGGACAAAGAACCUUUAGCUUCAACAAAGUCUUUGGGCCAUCUGCAACCCAAGCUGACGUCUUUUCUGAUAUGCAACCACUGAUUCGUUCUGUCCUUGAUGGUUACAACGUCUGCAUAUUUGCAUAUGGUCAAACAGGAUCAGGGAAAACUUUCACGAUGACUGGACCCAGAGAGCUUACAGAGAAAAGCCAAGGUGUAAAUUAUAGGGCUUUGGGAGACUUGUUUCUCAUAGCAGAUCAAAGAAAGGACACUUUCCACUAUGAUGUUUCUGUUCAGAUGAUUGAAAUUUACAACGAGCAAGUCCGGGAUCUCCUUGUUACUGAUGGAGCUAACAAAAGAUUAGAGAUUCGCAAUAGUUCUCAGACAGGUUACAGUGUGCCAGAUGCAAAUGUUAUUCGUGUGUCCUCAACAUCUGAUGUUAUUGAUCUGAUGAACCUUGGACACAGGAACCGGGUUGUUGGUGCAACUGCUCUAAACGAUCGAAGUAGUCGCUCUCACAGCUGCUUGACUGUUCACGUUCAAGGACGGGAUUUGACUACUGGAUCUAUUCUUCGUGGCUGUAUGCACCUGGUUGAUCUAGCAGGAAGUGAGAGGGUAGACAAAUCUGAGGUAACUGGGGAUAGAUUGAAGGAAGCACAGCAUAUUAAUAGAUCUCUCUCAGCUUUGGGUGAUGUGAUUGCUUCCCUUGCACAAAAGAAUUCUCAUGUUCCUUAUAGGAAUAGCAAACUAACACAGUUGCUCCAAGAUUCACUUGGUGGACAGGCCAAGACACUUAUGUUUGUUCACAUAAGCCCUGAGCCAGAUGCUAUUGGUGAAACCGUAAGUACACUUAAGUUUGCUGAACGAGUAGCCACAGUUGAGCUUGGUGCUGCCAAAGUAAACAAGGAUGGUGCAGAUGUGAAAGCUCUCAAAGAACAGAUUGCCUGUCUUAGGGAAGCACUGGCCAAGAAAGAAGAGGAAGCCGAGCAACAACGGAGAAACUACUCGACGUCGUUUCGCGAGGAAAGGGACACCUUUGGACCCAUUCUCGUCCCCUCAGACAAACUAUGGGGAGCUCAGACUCAGCGAUCGCUGCAGAACUUCGAUAUCGGCGGCGAGCGCGAACGCAUGCCGGAGCCUAUCAUUCGCGCCUUCGGCGUCCUCAAGAAAUGUGCUGCCAAGGUGAACAUGGAGUAUGGGCUUGACCAGUCUAUAGGGAAAGCUAUAAUGCAGGCUGCACAAGAAGUGGCCGAGGGGAAGCUGAAUCAGCAUUUUCCACUUGUUGUGUGGCAAACUGGGAGCGGAACACAAAGCAACAUGAAUGCCAAUGAGGUGAUUGCAAACAGAGCGGCUGAAAUACUUGGCCAUAAGCGUGGCGAUAAGUUUGUGCACCCGAAUGACCAUGUUAAUAGAUCACAGUCGUCAAAUGACACUUUCCCAACUGUCAUGCACAUUGCCAGUGCAAUGGAAAUAAACUCAAGACUGAUACCAAAUUUGAAAGCUUUGCAUUCUUCUCUACAUUCAAAGUCAGAUGAAUUCAAAGAUAUUGUUAAAAUCGGACGUACUCACACGCAAGAUGCAACACCUUUGACUCUUGGGCAAGAGUUUAGCGGUUACUCUACACAAGUCAAGUAUGGAAUCGAGCGAGUCUUGUGCACUCUACCCCGCAUGUAUCAGCUUGCACAGGGUGGUACUGCUGUUGGGACUGGAUUGAAUACAAAGAAGGGAUUUGAUGUGAAGAUAGCUGCAGCAGUAGCUGAUGAAACAAACUUACCAUUUGUCACUGCAGAAAACAAGUUUGAAGCUUUGGCUGCACAUGACGCUUUUGUGGAAACUAGCGGAGCCUUGAAUACAGUUGCUACUUCUCUGAUGAAAAUAGCAAAUGACAUACGUUUAUUAGGAAGUGGUCCGCGAUGUGGCCUUGGUGAACUCAUCCUUCCUGAAAAUGAGCCUGGAAGCAGCAUUAUGCCGGGGAAGGUUAACCCAACCCAGUGUGAGGCUAUCACAAUGGUUUGUGCUCAGGUUAUGGGUAACAAUGUGGCCAUUACAGUAGGUGGAUCUAAUGGUCAUUUUGAACUAAAUGUAUUCAAGCCAAUGAUUGCUAGUGCUCUCCUACAUUCUGUUAGAUUGCUUGGUGAUGCAUCUGCUUCCUUUGAAAAGAACUGUGUUAGAGGAAUUGAAGCCAAUAGGGAAAGAAUCUCAAAGUUACUUCAUGAGUCACUGAUGUUGGUCACAUCCUUGAAUCCUAAAAUUGGUUAUGACAAUGCUGCGGCAGUUGCGAAGAAAGCCCACAAGGAGGGCUCUACUUUGAAGGAAGCUGCAUUGAAACUUGGGGUGCUAACGAGUGAAGAGUUUGAUACUCUUGUGGUGCCCGAGAAGAUGAUUGGCCCGACCGACUGACCGACUGACUGACAGUUUCUCAGGAUCAAGCCUUUAUGUUUCAUCUUUGCUUUUCCUCUCUCCAGAUGAAAUAAGGAUUCAAGUUUGAUAUGAUUCAUAUUGAUUACAAACUAUAUUCUUGAGGAUUUCCCCACAGUUGAAUUGGGUCUCAGGGAAAUGCCUCCAAAUUUUGUAACAAUACAGGUACUCGGAAUAAAAUAGAGGAAGGUUACUUUACCGUAUUGAACAGAAACAUGUGAUGAACCCAUUUCUCAUUUGUAUCAACACAGUGAAUAGAAGAUCAGGUAUCUACCAUCUUUUUCAAUCUUCUAUUCUCCUAAUAUUGAA
Molecule: messenger RNA, 4014 nt
Organism: Fragaria vesca subsp. vesca
Lineage: Eukaryota; Viridiplantae; Streptophyta; Magnoliopsida; Rosales; Rosaceae
Product: kinesin-4-like
Exons: 34
Coding region: 1-3687 (1228 amino acids)
Biological process (GO): tricarboxylic acid cycle; malate metabolic process; fumarate metabolic process
Cellular component (GO): tricarboxylic acid cycle heteromeric enzyme complex; mitochondrion
Molecular function (GO): fumarate hydratase activity
Source: RefSeq, a predicted model, not a curated record